Messenger RNA from Plasmodium inui San Antonio 1, 834 nucleotides. RefSeq lists its product as hypothetical. The record is from RefSeq and is a predicted model, not a curated record. Bases 1 to 834 code for a protein of 277 amino acids. The transcript has 3 exons. NCBI's taxonomy places the organism in Eukaryota, Apicomplexa, Aconoidasida, Haemosporida, Plasmodiidae.
AUGAGGGAGAAUGACCACUUCUUUGCACAUGAAGAACAGAUGAAUUUCGGGGAUGGAAAGAGAGGCCGAACAGGGCGCGGCGUGGUAGGGAUGGACAAGGUAUUAUCCACCGGGGGGAUACACACCGAAGAGAUUAUGACCGAAGAGGUGCUAACAGGAGGGAUGCUCCGCAAAAUGAACUUCUUCAGUGAAGACUUCAACAUGGCCAGCGUCCUGGAGGAACUACAAAGGCACUACAAAGAGAGGAAACACCUGCUGAGCGAAGUUAACCACGAUGUUCUUGCCACACACAAAAGGAGGGAAGGGCUCAGCAAGUACGAAGCAAAUCUACUUCACAAACAGACCCAAAUUAUUCUCUACAUGAGGAACAGUUACCAGAGUCUUAAUAAUGUCAGUUAUGUUAAGUAUCAUUUACCUUACUGUGUUCAGCCGAAGACGAAUAACACAGACAUUUGUGCAUCGAAAAAUGGACUCCAAAAAAAUGCGAAGAAGAAAAACAUUUUGCGGGAACUGAAUGUGCGGAAGAGACUCGCCGAAUACAAGGUAGCCCAUUUUGUCAAGAAGUACACCGGCAAAAUCAAGGGGAUUAACAUAAUGCACACGCAGAUGGCACAGCUAUAUGAGGAAAAAUCUACAAUUGAAAUUUUUGUAAAAAGCGGAGGUGACAGAAACAGCUUUGAUCUGAUCGUGGGGCACAUUGUCUUUUUCGAUUACCGCGCGAACGUGUUGCUUGAGAAUGUAGUGCUAGUUGUAAGGGAAAUUGGAAAGGGCAGGAACAUCAUCCGACAUUCACCCCCUGCCUUCUUUCAUUUUGCUAAAAAUGUUGUCUCUUAA